GCAGUAAAGUAGUAUUAGGCACAUAUCUAGGCAGUAAAGUAGUAUUAGGCACAUAUCUAGGCAGUAAAGUAGCAUUAGGCCCUUAUCUAUGCAGUAAAGAAGUAUUAGGCACAUAUCUAGGCAGUAAAGUAGUAUUAGGCCCUUAUCUAUGCAGUAAAGUAGUAUUAGGCCCUUAUCUAUGCAGUAAAGUAGUAUUAGGCCCUUAUCUAGGCAGUAAAGUAAUAUUAGGCCCUUAUCUAGGCAGUAAAGUAGCAUCUAUGCAUUUGAUAUAAUUUCCAAUAUCUUUCAAGAAUAAAGUUGUGUCAGGGUAUAUUUCUAGGUAUUUGUGUUAUUAUACAGUUAUGCGGUUCUAUAUCAUGAUUUAUUACAAGAAAAAGUUGCAGAGGAAAAUAGGGUAUGGCCUUAAUCUGCCUGAGUUGCAAGCUUUCAUGAUUGCCUGACUGCUUGAAUCCCCAAGAUCCCCUCUUCACAGUGUUUUAUCAAUACCUUGAUUCAGACCAGUAAAAUCACGUGGCCGGAGUCAACCAAUCCUAAACCCGUUUUCUCCCUGACCUAAACCUGUCUCCGCCAAUGGGUUUUAAGGACGGAGUACCGGAGAAACUGAUGAAUUUUCCUCCAAGACGAACCUGAACCAUUCGGUUGCGUGGUGAUACCUUAUCUACACCUUCAUAACCUGCAACCUUCUCUUCUCUCCUCUCCUCAACAUCAAACCUUGAAACCAUGCGUGAGUGUAUCUCAGUACAUAUUGGACAAGCUGGAGUACAGAUUGGUAAUGCUUGCUGGGAGUUGUACUGUCUCGAACAUGGAAUCCAGCCGGAUGGACAGAUGCCCUCUGAUAAAACUAUCGGAGCCGGAGACGACUCCUUCAAUACGUUCUUCUCUGAGACCGGAGCCGGGAAACAUGUUCCAAGAGCUGUUUUUGUAGAUCUUGAGCCGACUGUUGUAGACGAGGUUCGAACUGGAACAUACCGUCAGCUGUUCCAUCCCGAGCAGCUGAUUACAGGGAAAGAGGACGCCGCCAACAACUACGCGAGGGGGCACUACACCAUCGGGAAGGAGAUCGUUGAUCUGGUUCUAGAUCGGGUUCGGAAACUAGCGGAUAUGUGCACAGGGCUUCAGGGGUUCCUCAUCUUUCAUUCAUUCGGAGGAGGAACUGGAUCAGGGUUCACUUCUCUUCUCAUGGAACGGCUCUCAGUAGACUAUGGAAAGAAAUCUAAACUUGAGUUCUCUAUAUACCCUGCACCACAGGUUGCAACAGCUGUGGUAGAACCGUACAACUCUAUCCUGACUACCCACACCACCCUGGAGCACUCCGACUGCGCCUUCAUGGUCGAUAACGAGGCCAUCUACGAUAUCUGCCGCAGGAACCUAGACAUUGAGCGGCCAACCUACACCAACCUGAACCGAUUGAUCGGGCAGAUCGUGUCGUCGAUCACUGCAUCUCUGAGGUUUGACGGAGCUCUCAACGUUGAUCUCACGGAGUUUCAAACUAAUCUGGUUCCAUACCCAAGAAUCCAUUUUCCUCUGGCUGUAUACGCUCCAGUUAUAUCCGCUGAGAAAGCUUACCAUGAACAGCUGACAGUAGGAGAGAUCACCAACGCUUGCUUCGAACCUGCAAACCAGAUGGUUAAAUGUGAUCCCCGGCAUGGUAAGUACAUGGCCUGCUGUAUGCUGUACAGGGGCGAUGUUGUACCAAAAGAUGUGAAUGCAGCCAUUGCGAACAUCAAGACGAAGCGUACAAUCCAGUUUGUGGAUUGGUGUCCUACAGGGUUCAAAGUUGGGAUCAACUAUCAGCCCCCAACUGUAGUUCCUGGUGGAGAUCUUGCUAAGGUUCCAAGAUGUGUCUGUAUGCUCUCCAAUACUACAGCUAUUGCUGAAGCCUGGGCAAGACUGGAUCACAAGUUUGAUCUCAUGUACGCAAAGAGAGCAUUCGUUCACUGGUAUGUUGGUGAGGGUAUGGAGGAGGGAGAAUUUAGUGAGGCGAGAGAGGAUCUUGCUGCUCUUGAGAAGGAUUACGAGGAGGUUGGAAUAGAUUCCCUUGAAGCCGAAGGAGAGGAGGGAGGAGAUGAGUACUAGGAUGUUUAUCUUGUAGUAUUCCAUGAAAACAGAAAAUACAAUAAAUGCAAUAGGUCGAA
Molecule: messenger RNA, 2135 nt
Organism: Eurytemora carolleeae
Lineage: Eukaryota; Metazoa; Arthropoda; Copepoda; Calanoida; Temoridae
Product: tubulin alpha-3 chain
Exons: 7
Coding region: 721-2076 (451 amino acids)
Biological process (GO): mitotic cell cycle; microtubule cytoskeleton organization
Cellular component (GO): microtubule; cytoplasm
Molecular function (GO): GTP binding; structural constituent of cytoskeleton
Source: RefSeq, a predicted model, not a curated record